This is a messenger RNA of Patiria miniata (bat star), 1156 nucleotides long. Its product is annotated as tropomodulin-3-like. Gene Ontology annotation, molecular function: tropomyosin binding. The coding region runs from base 216 to 1115 and encodes 299 amino acids. Gene Ontology annotation, biological process: pointed-end actin filament capping; myofibril assembly. Gene Ontology annotation, cellular component: myofibril. The record is from RefSeq and is a predicted model, not a curated record. The transcript has 9 exons. NCBI's taxonomy places the organism in Eukaryota, Metazoa, Echinodermata, Asteroidea, Valvatida, Asterinidae.
AAAUACAAAGAAAACAAAAUUGUUACACCCUUGUAUAUGUACGUACUCGUAUUCUCACUCUGAAUCGGGGGAGUUGUGUAGGACUUUAUUAAUUUAUGUAUAGUGUCAAACUUGAAGAAAAUUUGUUUUCCACUUCCAGUGACACUUUGUGUAGCAGCUAACGUUAGUGGGUACGGAAAGGGGAAGAGCUCAGCCGCAGGAACCAGUUGCGCACAAUGGCAAACACAAAAUAUGGAAUCUAUGGAGAUUUGGACAAAUACAAGGAUGUGGAUGAAGAUGAAAUCUUGAAGUCUUUGACUGCGGAGGAACUUGAACAGUUAGCUGAUUCAUUGGAUCCUGAUAAUGAGUCCUUACCUGCUUCUGAAAGGCAAAAAGACCAGACAAGGAAAAGCCCUACAGGCACUUUUGAUAGACAACAUCUCAUUGAGUUCCUAGAGAAGAAAGCUAAAGAAGAAAAAGACUGGGAAGACAAGGUUCCGUAUAAAGCUGGAGAAAAAAGAGGUAAAAUAUAUGAAACCAAGAAAGCAGAGCUGAUGAAGAAAACAGAAGAAAAUGUGAAGCUAGAUCCUGAAUGGGAACAUGCUCUAGAAGAGGCUACAGAAGAAGACUUGGUGAAUCUUGCAGGAAUUCUCGGUCUUCAUGGUAUGCUGAAUCAAGAACAGUUUGAAGCCUCACAAAGAAAUGAGAGACUUGUGGAUAACCAGGGCAGAUUUCAAGGUAUCGCCAAGUUUAGUAUUCCUAAACCAGUACAUGGAAAUGAGAAAAAUAACACAGAUGUUGAAGAAUCCCUUAAACUUCUGAAGAGUAAUGACGCCUCUCUGAAGACGCUCAAUCUCAACAACAUCAUUAACAUGUCUAUUGAACAAAUGAAGAACAUCUGUUCAGCUCUUGGAUCCAACACACAGCUUAAGGAGUUAUUCAUGGCAAACACACGUCUUACUGACCCAGUUGCAAAGGCAUGGCAGCCAGGUCAUCUUGUCAGCAAGGAGUUGUGGAGGAUACGUGUACGUCCGUGGAUAUGCCGUCAAAGAAAGCAGAAGGGGAAAAGAGCAAAAAUAAAAGAGCUAAAGUGUUGUCAAGACCAGAGGCGAAGUACACACAAGAAGAUGCUGUGAGAAAUGCCCCAUCUUUCUUCCAAGACUCUCUUCUUGCAAUG